Purpureocillium lilacinum is the source of this 2739-nucleotide messenger RNA. The record is from RefSeq and is a predicted model, not a curated record. NCBI's taxonomy places the organism in Eukaryota, Fungi, Ascomycota, Sordariomycetes, Hypocreales, Ophiocordycipitaceae.
AUGUGCGAAAGCAGCAUUCGCGACCGGGCCCAAGCCGAGUCCAUCAUGGUGGGCGCCGACGACUUCGAUGAGCACGACGGCACGCCACCUGCCGCGGACCACGACGCUCUCCAAGAAGGCAUGCUCCCCCGAGACGUGCCUCAGCGCACCACCUUCUACGAUCCGGUCGCCGAGCGCCACAUGACCCAGACCGACGCCAAGCUUUUCUAUCAGCGCAGCAAGAUAGACGGCCGCGGCGCUCCUGGUGCCGCCUGGGCGACGUCCCCCCCGCAGAGCAGCCCCAUCAUGCCACCCGGGUCGCGGUCGGCCACAGAGUACGGCGCCGACUCUCUGAUCCUGGACAACGAGGCGGACAGGCCAGACGACGGAGCUGCGGCGACGACGGCUGGCUCCCAGUUCAGCCACCCCGCUACUCCCAACGCGCGAGCUGCUCAAGCUGCGUAUGAAGCUAGCCCAGCCAUUGGUGUCGCCAACAAUACUGCCCUUUUCGAUACCGAGCUACACAUUACCGCUGAGCUGAGCGCCAUCUCCAAAAGCAUUCAAGACAUUCUUGACGUGAGGCGCAAAUACAUGGCCCUCUCAUCCCAGGGUCCGGACGACAAUCCCAGGGAUAGCCCCGAGUGGGACAUUUAUCCACCCCCUCCGGAGCCUGCCUGGAGUCAGAACCGCGCAGGCCGCGGGCAUGGCCUGGCCGGCUCUCACAACGCUUCUCCCGCCAAUGGCAACGCCAAGAGGCCUCUGCGCAAGCGCAAACAAGGCGAGGACGUUGGGGAAGAUUUUGACAUGGCGGACCUCAUGCCACUACCCGGUAAUGAUGGCAUGACGUUCAAGCUCGACGAGAGCGGUGUGUAUCAGGUAUUCUCGGAUGCUGUGACGCAGACGCCGGCCAUUGAGGUGCCCACCAUCCGCGAGUUCUACAUGGCCCUCGACAACAUCCUCAAUGUUUCCUCGGACGGGCCGAGCAAGAGCUUUGCUUUCCGCCGCCUCCAAUACCUCGAGGCCAAGUUCAAUCUCUACGCCCUCCUCAAUGAGUACCAGGAAACGGCCGACAGCAAGAAAGUACCACACAGGGACUUCUACAACGUCCGAAAGGUGGACACUCACGUCCACCACUCGGCGUGCAUGAACCAGAAGCACUUGCUGCGAUUCAUCAAGAGCAAGAUGAAGAAGCACCCAAACGAAGUUGUUCUUUUCCGUGACGGCAAACACCUGACUUUGGCCGAAGUCUUUGCCAGUAUCAACCUCACAGCCUACGACCUGAGCAUUGAUACGCUAGACAUGCACGCACACACAGACUCGUUCCAUCGUUUCGACAAGUUCAAUCUCAAGUACAAUCCAAUCGGCGAGUCUCGCCUGAGAACCAUCUUCCUCAAGACGGACAACUUCAUCCACGGGCGGUACCUGGCUGAGAUUACCAAAGAAGUCAUUUCGGAUCUCGAAUCGAGCAAGUAUCAGAUGGUCGAAUGGCGCAUUUCCAUCUACGGAAAAUCCAUAGACGAGUGGGACAAGCUCGCGGCCUGGGUCGUUGACAACAAGCUGUUUUCGCACAACGUUCGCUGGCUUAUCCAGAUUCCUCGCCUGUACGAUGUUUACAAGGCGAGCGGUCUGAUGGAAACCUUUGAGCAGAUCGUCCGAAAUGUCUUCCAGCCCCUCUUCGAGGUGACACAGGAUCCCUCGAGCCACCCGAAGCUACACGUCUUCCUGCAGCGUGUCAUCGGAUUCGACAGUGUCGACGACGAAAGCAAGGUCGAGCGGCGGCUUUUCAAGAAGUUCCCAGUCCCCAAGGUGUGGGACACCAAGCAAAACCCUCCGUAUAGCUACUGGAUCUACUACCUCUUCGCCAACAUGGCCUCGCUCAACUACUGGCGCAAAAAGCGUGGGUUCAACACCCUGGUACUGCGGCCGCACUGCGGCGAGGCGGGCGACAGCGAACAUCUCGCAGUCUCCGUACUCAGCUGUCACAGCAUUAGCCAUGGGCUUUUGCUCCGCAAGGUGCCGCUCUUGCAGUACGUGUUUUACUUGGAGCAGAUCGGCAUCGCCAUGUCCCCAUUGAGCAACAACGCAUUGUUCUUGGCCUAUGAGCGAAACCCUUUCCAUCAAUACUUCCGAAGAGGCCUGAAUGUGUCCCUUUCGACCGACGACCCCUUGCAAUUCGCGUUCACAAAAGAGCCGCUCAUUGAGGAAUAUGCUGUAGCUGCGCAGAUCUACAAGCUCAGCCCCGUCGACAUGUGCGAACUCGCCAAAAAUUCGGUCAAGCAGAGCGGCUACGAAGCGUCCAUCAAGCGCCAGUGGCUAGGCCCCAACUUUGAGAAACCCGGCAAGGAGGGAAACACCAUGGUCAAGACCAACGUCCCGGAUAGGCGAGAGGAAUUUCGGUACCACACGCUGCUUCAGGAGAGAGAUGUGCGCUACGUGACCUUCGACUCGGGCAAUGAGCAAAACGGCUCCGGUCCUGUGGCCGGAAAGGCCCAGGAGUCUAGUGCAGCACAGUGGCCCAACUCGACCUCGGCGACUCCCGGGUACGCUGAGGCAUCAGCGGCGGCAUCCCCCAAAUCGAAUCGAGACGCCAGUCGAGUAUCUGAUGCCAUGGCUGACCUGCACCUGUCGGGUAGCGAUCCGCGAAUGUUCCCUGGCAUUCUGACGCGUGAUCAGCGCAGCGGGAGCCUGAGGAACUUGGCGCAGGCCGAAGGUUGGCCAGUCGAUUCCAACGAAGAGCCCGGGGAUGAGGAUGACGAGUAG